AUGUCCGCCCCCAGCAAUGACAAAGACCGUCUCCAAGACUCGUCACAGCAGCUAGACUACGUUCACGGUAACUCGCACAAGGUUCUCAACUUCCAAAAUGCCAAUUCACGGCGCUAUGCCGUCAACAACGAAGAUGGACACGCAAGCGGGACGGAAUGGGAGUGGUGGAGUCGCGAGAAUCGAAAGGGCCGGCAUAUCCUCCUCCUCAGUCACGGUCAAGCACCCUCGCGCACCGCACGUACUACGCGCCUUCUUCGAGCGCUUGUGCGCAUGAUCACAGUCAUAGCCUGGUGGGACGUUUCGUGGUGGGUUGGCGUCGUCUUUACUGUCGGCUCGAUAUGCUCCAUCACGUCUGGCGUCCUUCAAUGGCUUCCAGUCGCAUAUCCAGAUACGCGAUUCGCCGCCGACCCGAGCACCGUCAGCGGCGCGAUAUCCUUCUUCCGUGGAAUGUUGUUCCUGCUGGGCGGCAUGCUCCUUGUAGUCGAAGCGGUGAACGCCAACCAGAGCGACUGCUUUGGCUGGGCGCUCAAGGAAAGCUUGAACUCCGACAACGAGAACAUCGAACUCGCGUCUCCGGACGAAGAGAAAGCGACCGAGAACCCUUCCGGCUUCCAACCCGACCGUCGAAACUGCACGCAUAUCCACAACCCCGACCGCAUGAAGCAUCGAAUAAUGCACACGAAGACGUUCAAGGUUGAGGCACGUCCCCAGUCAGGGCCUGAGCAAGCCUGGAAAUGGUGGCCCACGUGGCAGGAUGUUCGCGUUCACUAUCGUCGAGAGAUCGGUUUAACGCAAAUCUCAUCCUCUUCAUUGUCCGGAAAGGACACACUCGCGGCACGCCUCGAGAACGACUUCGAGAAGCGACCCGACCCGGUCGCAUUGACCCACAACGCCGAUGAGUCGCAAAACAGCUCUUCGGGAGUCGACUAUGAGCCACAUCCUGAAAAUUCGAUGAAUUUGGAGCCUGCGAGGGAGAAAAUAGUGCAGUCUAUCUGCAACUUAUACUCUGGCAGCGCUAGCGAACAAGACAUGAUGGUGUAUGGCAAAGAGGCGGUAUACGACGACCCAUGGAGCUAUUGCGAUACCAGGUAUAAGAUUGCUGGGCAGUGGUAUGGGAUCCCGAAACUCAUGAAGAGCAGUCGGACGAUCAAGACGGAGGUGAUUUCCUCCAAGCCUGAUGAGAUCAUCUUCAAGUUACAGCAGGAGUACACUCCAAAACCUAUGCCGAUUGCGAAGAAGGUCAACAGCUUGAUUACACUGACGCUCGAUCAAGAGGGCAAGGUGCGGUAUCACAAGGACAUGUGGAAUGAGAAGGACUACAGUCACGAAGGUCUAGGCAAGAUCAUGAAAGAGUUGAAUGGGGAUCAUCUAACAAAGAUCACGCGACCUCCAGCAGAUCUGUGA
Molecule: messenger RNA, 1404 nt
Organism: Alternaria infectoria
Lineage: Eukaryota; Fungi; Ascomycota; Dothideomycetes; Pleosporales; Pleosporaceae
Exons: 5
Coding region: 1-1404 (467 amino acids)
Source: RefSeq, a predicted model, not a curated record